Molecule: messenger RNA, 291 nt
Organism: Cylicostephanus goldi
Lineage: Eukaryota; Metazoa; Nematoda; Chromadorea; Rhabditida; Strongylidae
Source: the annotation of a GenBank genome assembly
AUGUUGAGUACUCUGGCUCGUACUUCGGGUCGUCUCAUUGGCAGACGUGCCUUGUCUUCGACCAUCAUGGACGCUCACGCUCAAGUCAUCGAUGAACAAAAGCCUAUGGACGAACAGAGUAAUCCAUCUUUCUUCAAGAUGGUUGAUUACUACUUCGACAAGGGAGCGGCUGUAAUUGAGCCGAAACUGGUGGAGGAGCUCAAGUCGAACUCGAUGAGCACCGUCGAUAAGAAGAAUCUCGUCAGUGGAAUCUUGAGAUCUAUCAAGCCUGUCAACAAGGUAGAUAAAUAA